GGGGCCCUGCGAGACUCAGCGGCAGCGAGCGCCGCCGGUGCCUAAGGGCCGGGGCACGGCGGCGGGAGGCUAGCGGCCGCCUCAAGAUGUCUCACUUCACGAGUGAGGAUGAAGCUCUGUUACAGUCCAUGCUUAGACAGUUGCUGCAGAGCGUGAAGGAAAAAAUCGCUGGAGCUCCAUCAGCAGAAUGUGCAGAAGAGAUUCUCUUGCAUUUGGAGGAAACAGAUGAGAAUUUUCACAACUAUGAGUUUGUGAAAUAUCUUAGACAAUAUAUAAAUAACAAUGUGGGACCUGUGAUUGAAGAAGAAACAGAAAAAUGUACAGCUGCUCAAAAUCAAGGUGAAGUGUCUGGCUAUGACACGCUUGUCCAACAUGUUGCUAAGAGGACCCGUGAGUCCAAAGAAUACAGAGAAAUGAUGCACGCCUUGAAGAAUGUCAUGAUGGUUGUGGUAGAAUCUUUGAUCAACAAGUUUGAGGAAGAUCGGAUGCAUAAUAAGGAGCUGGAUAGUAAAACAAAGAAAGAGCAGCAGAGUGGCUGUUACGCAGACAACUGCUCUGACAGUGACUCCUCCUUCAACCAAAGUUACACAUUCAUGAAUCAAGAACAAUUGCAGCUGCUUGUAGAAAGGCUUGACCCUAUUCAGCCUAAAGAAGUUCGCCAAGAAGCGCUGCAGACUCUCUGCUUGGCCUCUCCCUCUGAUGUACUGAACUCCGAGGGCUGGCCAAACCUGCGAAAGCAUCUCACUGUGUCUCUGUCAGAUCCUGAUGCAACGUUCAGUGAGAAAAUUCUUAGGUUCUAUGCAAAAACCUUUUCUUCUUCUCCGUUUAACAUGACAAGAGAUGUCUAUACAAGUUUAGCAAAACACUUGGAGUUGUACUUUCUUUCUGGAGAAUAUUCUCUUCGCAUUUCAGCUGGUCUGGAUGUGUCCAACACAAAUAUAUAUCGGUUGCUUAAAAAGGUCCGCCUUUUAAAUGAAUACCAAAAAGAAGCUCCCUCCUCCUGGAUUCGUCAUCCAGAGAAGUACAUGGAAGAAGUAGUGGAGAGUACCUUGUCACUUUUGUCAGUAAAAUGUGAGCCUAAUCAUCCCACCUCUUCAGAUUUUUUGGGUCCAGUCUACUUCUUGGCUCUGCUGGACAUCAAAGCAGUAUGGUUUAAAAAGUGGACGCAUGCAUAUUACAGCAGAACAGUGGUACUUAGGCUUUUGGAAAAGAAAUACAAAUCUUUGAUUAAUGCAGCUGUCCAGCAAUGUCUUGAUUAUUUUGAAUUUUGCAAGACAUCAGCUAAUAAAAAUUUCAGAGCCAGUAACUUCUCCUGGCAGCACUGUAGUGAUAAAGAGAACAUUUCCUACACUGGACCAGAAUUGCAGUAUGUGUAUUCUGUUCAUUCCCUGUGCCUUUUGGGAAGAUUGCUAAUAUAUAAGGAAAGCCAAAGUCUCUUUCCAGUACAACUGAAAACUAGAAAAGAUGGUGUAUCCAUAACUGAUCUGUUGGUAUUAUUCGCUCAGCUUAUUUAUUACUCUCCAAGUUCCCCAAAGACAGCUUUGGCAGUGCAUACAGAAAAUUACUCUACUGAAAGUCUUGUUAUGGAAAUUCUGCAAGCUCUUUGUGAUCAAACAGGAUGUGCUGCUGAAUGUUUGUACACGGACUCAGUGAUAGAUGCCCUGCUUCACCCUGUUCAAAGUUUGCUGAGUGACAAAAAGGUGCAUAUAAAUUGUCUUGAAACCACUUUAACCGAUGUAGCUGAUAUUCUGGCAAGAAUUGCUGCUGUAGAGGAUGGUCUUUCUGUUCUUCUUUAUGGAGAAAAUGAAAAAACUGCCAAAGAAGAUAGUCCUACAGCUGUUCAUGUAAUUGUUCAGUUUACAAAGAGACUCCUUCGUGACGACAUUUCUCUUUUAUCUGGAUCCGAGCUUUUGCCAGUUGUUAAAGGAGCUUUCAUUUUUGUAUGUCGUCAGAUGUACAGAACUUGUGAAGGUCUGCAGAUGCUAAUUCCUUAUGGUUUGCAUGAAUCUAUUGCAGAGGCCUGGAAAAAGACAAGUCUGCUUUCAGAAAGAGUACCCACUCCUACAACUGGGGCCGACUCAACUUCAUCACUAAGUCUAGAAUCAAAAAACAUUUUGUUAUGGGAAGAGACUUUGUUAGAUGCCUUGCUAAAUUUUUCUGCCACACCCAAAGGAUUACUUCUACUCCAUAGUACAGGUGCCAUGAAUGACUGUGUGAACUUCAUGGUCAGUAGCUUAUCAAAAACACUCCAGACUGAUGAAUAUGAAGAGUUUGGUAGCAAAGCAAUCGUCACACAAAUGGCAACAACACCAGCAGGUGCAGUAGCUCUACAGAGUUCAGGCUUUAUAAAGACACUUGUAACUGAAUUAUGGGCUCUUCUGGAAUGUGGAAAGGAUGAUGUGAGGAUAACGCGACCCAAAUCUACUCCAGUUGACCCUAUUGACUCAAGCUGUCAGAAGUCUUUCCUCUCUCUGAUAAACUUGCUUACUUACCCUGCAGUUCUUGAGCUUCUGAGUAAACAAGAUAUACCAAAUAAACCAACAUACUCACUCCGUGAAGUACCUACAGCUAUUAUUGAUAUCAUUGACAGGCUUAUAAUUUUGAAUUCAGAUGCGAAAAUCCAUUCCUUAUUCAGUUAUGAACAGUCACAUACCUUUGGUCUGAGGUUGUUAAAUGUGCUAUGCUGCGAGCUCAAUACCCUUUUACUCUUGGAGACUCAGUACAAAGUGUCACAAGCUCUACUAACUGCUCAGGAGGAAAAUGUCACAGAAACUUCAGAAGGACCAGGGGAUUUUAUAAUUGAUAGUCUUUCAGUGGAGAGAAACCAUGUUCUUGUAAGGAUAAAUCUCAUUGGAGGCCCACAGGAAAGGAUUUUGCCUUCAAGAGUACUAGAUGAGGGCAGUGAUCCAUAUCCUUGGCCAAUGUUUUCAUCACUCCCUUUGCCAAAGUGCUAUCUUGCAGAACUUCCUAGGAAAGCUGAAUUCAAACAAGGUAAAGAUCUUGACAAGCUCUUAUCACUCUUAAAAAGUCCAGAGAAGCCAACGGGAUGGACAGAAAUGUGUAGAAAACAGUUCUGCAAAGUCAUGAAAGCCAGACCAGAUAACAUCAGCGGAACAAUUUUGGCAGAGUUGCUUGAAAAGUUGGUGUCACAUCUUCCUGAAAGCCAAUGGGAUUGGUAUUUCAGCACAGGAGACUACAAAGCUGUGGAUGCAGAUGUGAAGAAGGAAAACCUUUCAUCUGUGCAGCAGCUUGGUGUUGAAAUGACAGUCAGAUAUGGAAAAUAUCUCAAUUUGCUAAAAGAACCACGUGCAGAGGAUGGAUUGUGCUUCGUGUUAAUGAACUGUGAGAGAUUCCUGAAAGAGCAGCAAAGAACUGUGGUGUCUUCACUUUGCUGCCUGCAGGAGCACGACGCAGGCUAUGACUGGUUUGCCUCUUCUGUCUUCCUCAUCAUGGCAGGAGAUGGGGAGAGGACACUGAAGUUUCUUCAGCAAUUUUCACAUCACCUUACUUCAGCAUUUCUCUGGCCACCAAGACUGCACUUAUCUAUCCACCUGCCUGUUGCCACAGUGGAAUCUGGCAUCCAUCCAGCCUAUUUCUGCAGUGCUCACCACAUUGAGAUGCUGCUGAAAGCGGAGCUGCCUCUUGUCUCCUCAGCUUUUCACAUAGCUGGUUUCACUCCAUCCCAGAUUUGUCUGGUAUGGAUAACUCAGUGUUUCUGGAAUUACAUGGACUGGAUUGAGAUCUGCCACUACAUUGCUCUAUGUAUUCUCCUUGGUCCAGAUUACCAAGUGUAUAUGUGCAUUUCUGUGUUCAGACACCUACAGCAAGACAUCCUGAAGCACACUGAAGCUAAAGAUCUCCAGAUCUUUCUUAAAGAAGAAGCACUCCAUGAAUUUCGAGUGAGUGAUUAUUUAGAAUACAUGGAAAGCUUGGAGGCUAUCUACAGACCUAUGCUGCUGAAGGAGAUGAGCAGCAUAAGAGAGCAGAAUACGUAGCAAACAAGCAUUUUAUUUUCCAGUUUGGUUGAAAGGGUGUUUGAUACAUCACAUAUAUAAAUAUAUAUGAUAUUUAAUGUCAAUCUCACCUAAAGUGUCAGGCUGUAUAAACGUACAUACUGUAAAAUCUGGAGGGUUUUCAGAGUAAAGGGGUUUUAAAAUGACUUACAUUAAGUUUGAUGAGCUAAAACCUCACCUUUUUCCAGACAGGCUUUGUGCACAGCUUUGUUUUUGGUUAGCAGAAGGCAGCUUCAGAACCCACCUGUGGGAUGCUGAGGUUUCUUCCUUACAACAUGAGUCUUUCUUAUAAAGCCUUGAACCCAUUCCAAAUUCAACACAUUUCAUCAAAGAAUCAUCUUCUUGUAGCACAGUCCUAAAACCUUCAUCUGUUGCUAGAGUCUGACAAAGUGAUUAAAAUCAACUCUAUGCAUGAACAGUCAAUAAAUGAAAAACAAAUUCCCAUACACAGCUGUUCUGACUUUGUGGAUAAGGCUGAGCAGUCACAUGUGAUAAAAGACUCAUACUGCUGUCUCUUUCAAAAACUAAAUCAUUUUGUCAUGAAUUUCUUGUGUUUAUUUGUAAGCUACACCCUUUGUCUGUCUAAAUGAAUGAGAAGUCCUUGAGGAGCCCUGGAAAACAUUUUUAAAGAUGCUGUUUUCAUCCAGACAGGAAAACUGAGAAGUUUUGUCUAUGCUUACCCUUUAUCAUCAAUGAAAAGCAAGAACUAAGACUGCUUGAUGUAUUCUUUUUCUAAUACCAGUGCAGUGUAGGCAAAAUUUCAACACUGAGGUUGACUGAAAUUCUCAGUUUCAAAAGAUGGUUUCCAGUCACUAAUGGUGUCCCCCAAGGAUCAGUGCUCAGCCCAGUCCUGUUGCAUGUAACUCAGUUAUUCCAAGUUCCACAGCCCAUAUGAUACAGUGAAUUAAUUCUGUGCCAUCUGAUCUUGUUGUCUCUAAAAUACAUUUAACCAAUAAAUAAAUGUGGUUGGGAUAAAUGGAA
This is a messenger RNA of Pogoniulus pusillus (Red-fronted tinkerbird), 4994 nucleotides long. It is a transcript of the gene TBC1D32, whose product is annotated as TBC1 domain family member 32. Lineage: Eukaryota; Metazoa; Chordata; Aves; Piciformes; Lybiidae. The transcript is spliced from 34 exons. Gene Ontology annotation, biological process: Golgi to plasma membrane protein transport. The record is from RefSeq and is a predicted model, not a curated record. The coding region runs from base 87 to 3995 and encodes 1302 amino acids. Gene Ontology annotation, cellular component: trans-Golgi network.